AUGCAAAUGAACAGAAGCUAUUUAAGGAAAACUCAUGGAAUUGGACAAACAUUUAAUGCAAAAGCAGAAGAAAUAGAUAAAGUACAUCUAUAUUACAACCGUUUCUAUGAGGCUGGAAAACAAACUAAUGGUGGCAGUGAUCUUCUCCUAGCUGCUGGGCUGGGUCUGUCCCAUGGCGCCCGGCUUUCAGGGUGCGGACCUCGCCCACCUGGGGGGGAGAAGGUCACGCACAUAGGCCAGGUUUACGAUGAGAAGGACCACAGGUGGGUGCGCUUCGUCGGCCGGCAGAAAGAGGUGAAGGAGAACCUGGCGGUGGAGUUGAUAGCUGAGCAGCCCGUGAGUGAGGUGGGCACCCGUGUGAUGUCCUGUGCUGCGGAGGGGGGGGGGACUCUGGGGCACCCCAGGGUCUACAUCAACCUGGACAAGGAGACCAAGAUGGGCACCUGCGGCUACUGUGGACAGUUCCGACAGCAUCACCACUGA
Messenger RNA from Erinaceus europaeus (western European hedgehog), 483 nucleotides. Its product is annotated as NADH dehydrogenase [ubiquinone] iron-sulfur protein 6, mitochondrial-like. NCBI's taxonomy places the organism in Eukaryota, Metazoa, Chordata, Mammalia, Eulipotyphla, Erinaceidae. The record is from RefSeq and is a predicted model, not a curated record. Gene Ontology annotation, biological process: mitochondrial electron transport, NADH to ubiquinone.